Rotaria sp. Silwood2 is the source of this 333-nucleotide messenger RNA. The record is from the annotation of a GenBank genome assembly. NCBI's taxonomy places the organism in Eukaryota, Metazoa, Rotifera, Eurotatoria, Philodinida, Philodinidae.
AUGGCUGAAUCGCACAAACAGACUAUUGAGCAACUUAUGCAAACAAUCAAUGCUCAUCAUGUUAAUCAUUUGGAUAAAACUCUUGAUGAUAAUGCUGUAAAAACUGUUAAUUCAAAAACUGUUUAUACAAAUAUUCAAGAAGCUCGAGAAUAUUAUACAAUGUACCAUGAAGCUAGUCCAUCAGCUCGAUGGGAACUUGUUAAUUAUCAACAAGAUAAUCAAAACAAUAAUAAAGGACAAGGAACAGUUGCUCAUAAUAAUCAUACAUAUAAUACAACAUACACGUUUAGUUCAUCUGGAAAAAUUCAAAAAAUUGAUGCUCAUCUUCAAUAA